AUGGAUGUAAGAUGGAAAACUUUAAUUGUGCGAGCAGGCACGGACCAUGACGCCUUCACUAAUCAGAAGUGCGGUGAUAGAAUUGACAACAACUUAAAAAUCUUAAAAGAAAUUUGGAUGUCCUGUCCGCCAGUAAGACUAGCACGUUAUGUCAGUGUUCACUUACAAGUUACAAACUUUCUCAAUUUGGCGGAAAUUAUGGUAUUCGGUAUUGAUAUGUGUCAACAUCCGGGCAUACCAGAUAAUGGCUACUUACUUUCUGCAAGUAUCGGCGCCGCCGUUCAUGCUGGACAUAAACUACAAUAUGAAUGUAAUUCUGGAUAUGAAUUGUCAGGAAACGAUACAAUAAUCUGUACAUCAGAUGCCGUCUGGUCUGGGGAAAUACCCAUAUGUUCAGGAGUAGCAACGACAUAUGCAACUUUAGAAACUCCUAGCACUAUGGUGACCACUGAGAUUACUACGGAUGUAAUGCCAGUUUCCAUUACUACCCAAUCCGACGUAACAACAGAUGUAACGUCAGCGCCUAUUAAUACACAGCCUGACGUAACCACGAAUGUCUUCACAGCGUAUGAUACUACGAAACCAGGCAUAACAACAGAUUUGACAUUAGCGCCCAUUACUACACAGUCAGGCAUAACAACGGAUGUGACGUCAACGCCCAUUACUACACAAACUGACGUAAUAACGGAUGUGACUUCAAUGCCCAUUACUACGGAACCAGGCACAGCAACAGAUUCGACAUUAGCGCCCAUUACUACACAGCCUGACAUAUCAACAUAUGUGACUUCAGCGCCCAUUACUACGCAACCAGGCAUAACAACGGAUGUGACGUCAACGCCCAUUACUACACAGCCAGACGUAUCAACAGAUUUGACUUCAGCGCCAAUUUCUACGCAACCAGACAUAACAACAGAUGUAGCGUCAGCGCCUAUUACUACACAGCCUGAUGUAACCACGAAUGUCUUCACAGCGUAUGAUACUACGAAACCAGGCAUAACAACAGAUUUGACAUUAGCGCCCAUUACUACACAGACUGACGUAAUAACGGAUGUGACGUCAACGUCCAUCACUACACAGCCUGACGUAAUAACAGAUGUAAACUCUGCGCCCAUUACUACGCUACCAGACGUAACAGCGGACAUCACAACAGUUCCAGGUUUUGUUUCUACCACUUCACAAAUCAACACAAAUGUUUUUACACCACCAGCAAGCAGUGUUCAAUCCACCAAUGACCAAGGCAAAGCCAUUGAUCGCAACAAUCAAUAUGGCUCACAAAUAGAUGAACUUUCGUUGCUGUCUCUACUUGUCUUGGUUCCUGUCCUGAUAUUUAUUAUAUUGUACAUAGCUCAAUGGAGAUUCGGAAAACGUAUUUUUACUAAGGUUAUCCCCAGAAAAUCUGUGACGGUGUCUGAGAUGAAAAAAGAUUUAAAAAUCGCUUGGAAAUGA
Molecule: messenger RNA, 1446 nt
Organism: Saccoglossus kowalevskii
Lineage: Eukaryota; Metazoa; Hemichordata; Enteropneusta; Harrimaniidae
Product: flocculation protein FLO11-like
Source: RefSeq, a predicted model, not a curated record